UCCUCUUCUCUCUCCUGAAGUCACGACUCACGAGGCCGACCAGAGAAAAGCUCGAGAAAUAUCUCUCUUCGUACCCCCGAGCCGGCGAGAUGGCGGGGAUCUCUCGCGCGAUCCGGGUCUGCGCCGCCGCGUCCCGGCGGACCCUGGCGGCCGCUUCGGCGGCGGCCCUGCCGAAGGAGGCGCCUGCGGCUGGGGUGCGAGCGCCGGCGGCGGCGACCGGGCGCAAGGGGCGGGAUCGGGAGGACGGGAGGCGAGUGCAGUGGGUGUUCCUGGGGUGCCCCGGGGUGGGGAAAGGCACCUACGCCAGCCGCCUCUCGCAGCUGCUCGACGUCCCGCACAUCGCCACCGGCGACCUGGUUCGUGACGCGCUCGCGGCCCCUGGCCCCUUCUCCAAGCAGCUUGCUGAGAUUGUCAAUCAUGGAAAACUGGUGUCUGAUGAGAUCAUCAUAAAUCUUCUGUCAAGACGCCUGGAAGAGGGAGAAGAAAAGGGUGAAUUGGGAUUCAUCCUUGAUGGCUUUCCUCGGACCAUAAGACAAGCGGAAAUACUUGAAGGAGUCACAGAUAUUGAUUUGGUGAUCAAUCUCAAGCUCCGAGAGGAAGCCCUGCUUGCAAAAUGCCUUGGUAGAAGAAUGUGCAGCCAGUGUGGAGGAAACUUCAAUGUGGCCUCCAUUGAUAUUGAGGGUGAGAAUGGUGGACCUCGAAUGUACAUGCCUCCGCUGCUGCCUCCUCCACAGUGUGAAUCGAAGCUAAUUACUAGACCAGAUGAUACUGAAGAGGUGGUAAAGGAGCGAUUACGGGUGUACCAUGACUUGACUGAACCAGUGGAGGAAUUCUACAGAGCACGUGGGAAACUCUUGGAGUUCAAUCUACCUGGUGGAAUACCCGAAUCCUGGCCGAAGUUAUUGGAAGCCUUGAAUAUAGAAGGCCCUGACAACGAGAGAUCUGCCGCAGCAUGAUUUUUGUUUUAGGAAUGCACAUUGCGCAUUUGUAGCCUAUGUCAAAGGUAGUUACCUUGUAGUAGUCCAUUUGGGGUCAAAUUAUCAUGGUGUAGCACUCAAUUGUAUAGCUGAUUUAUCAUCGAUGGGCAAGAUCGAUGAGUGUGCUGGUUGUUAUCAUCCAACGAAAGGUCUGUAAAAGCCCAAAAGGCAAGAAAUAAUUGUUUGACGUUGAAACAUUCAUUUGUACUAGCUUGUAUCACACAAGUGUUUGUGGAAAGAGUUACACACCA
This is a messenger RNA of Panicum virgatum (switchgrass), 1228 nucleotides long. Its product is annotated as probable adenylate kinase 6, chloroplastic. Gene Ontology annotation, cellular component: cytoplasm; mitochondrion. The coding region runs from base 90 to 956 and encodes 288 amino acids. The record is from RefSeq and is a predicted model, not a curated record. Gene Ontology annotation, biological process: nucleobase-containing compound metabolic process. Gene Ontology annotation, molecular function: AMP kinase activity; ATP binding. The transcript is spliced from 4 exons. NCBI's taxonomy places the organism in Eukaryota, Viridiplantae, Streptophyta, Magnoliopsida, Poales, Poaceae.